CUAACGGUUGCCACUGAUCUCUAUAUAUACGUGACAGCCAUCCCCGACAGUUGCAGGACAGUGCAUUCACACCCACACAAACCAAACCACCACAAACAAUCCUACAGUAUACGAAUUUCCGAUCCCAGCACCACCAACACAAAUGUUUAAUUCACUCCUCUCCGGUACCGCUACACCCAACUCCGGUCGCGCAUCCCCUCUCGCCAGUGAAAUGACCAACGAACAUGAUCAAGUGGCUGUUGCCCGACCCGCGCCCCGCCGACGUCGCAUUGUGGUGGCCAUGACGGGCGCCACGGGCGCCUUGCUCGGAAUCAAAGUCCUGAUCGCGCUGCGUCGUUUAAACGUGGAGACCCAUCUGGUGCUAAGCAAAUGGGCGGAGGCCACGAUCAAGUACGAGACCGACUACCAUCCUUCCAACGUGCGGGCGCUGGCCGACCACGUGCACAACAUCAACGACAUGGCUGCCCCGGUGUCGAGCGGCUCCUUCCGUGCCGACGGGAUGAUUGUGGUACCUUGCAGCAUGAAAACCCUGGCGGCUAUCCAUUCCGGCUUUUGCGACGAUCUGAUCUCCCGGACGGCGGAUGUGAUGCUCAAGGAGCGCCGGCGGUUGGUCCUGGUGGCGCGCGAGACGCCCUUGAGCGAGAUUCACCUUCGAAACAUGCUGGAGGUUACACGCGCUGGCGCCGUCAUCUUUCCGCCCGUGCCAGCAUUCUACAUCAAGGCCGCGGGGAUCGAAGAGCUCAUCGAUCAGAGCGUCGGGCGCAUGUUGGAUUUAUUUGAUCUCGACACGGGGGAUUUUGAACGAUGGAAUGGAUGGGAAAAAUAAAUGGGAUGGUAGGAGACUGAUUUUGGGCGGGGAAGCAUGUAAAAUUAAGGGGCGUUGACCUGAUUUUGGGACUGGAGUUAUUCUUAGCCUGGCUGUACCAUCAAUCAUCAAUCAUAAUAAUGUUUUGGACUAUAAUUUGGGCGUGG
Molecule: messenger RNA, 972 nt
Organism: Aspergillus sclerotioniger CBS 115572
Lineage: Eukaryota; Fungi; Ascomycota; Eurotiomycetes; Eurotiales; Aspergillaceae
Product: UbiX family flavin prenyltransferase
Exons: 1
Coding region: 143-826 (227 amino acids)
Molecular function (GO): carboxy-lyase activity
Source: RefSeq, a predicted model, not a curated record